Messenger RNA from Cryptococcus deneoformans JEC21, 2159 nucleotides. RefSeq lists its product as hypothetical. The transcript has 5 exons. Lineage: Eukaryota; Fungi; Basidiomycota; Tremellomycetes; Tremellales; Cryptococcaceae. The record is from RefSeq and is a predicted model, not a curated record. Bases 24 to 2048 code for a protein of 674 amino acids.
GUCCAUAUCAUUACAUUCCUAGCAUGGCCAUCCCUCAAAAUGCCGUUGAUAGAUCACGAGCCAGUAGCUCUGAGCUGAGCGAACUGUCAUCCGAGGAGAACAAAGCAUCUAAGACUCCAAAGACCGUCGGCAAGAAGCGCGCAAGAUCAGCAGAGGAUAAAACGGCUGGCCCAACCAAGCCAAAGGCGAAAAAAGUCAAGGCAAGCGGCAAAUCCGCAGGGGAAACGAAGAAUCCAAAAGGAAGUAACUCCAAGAAGCCAACAAAGGAGAUCGUCAAGAAGGAGAAGGGAGCUAUUCAAGCAAAGAAAGACUUUGUGGUUGCUACGGCUUUAGGGGCCUCAGCAAUUCUGCACGAAGAUUCAGAUCUCUCCGAUAUUGAAUCCGACACUGAACGUACGAAAAAGCAAGCUAGCUCGAAAGUCGCGCUGAAGAAAAAAGCGACCAAGGUAGCGAAAGAGCCAAAGGAGAAGAAAGAAAAAAAGGCAAAUGGAGAGACCAAAAAACAGACGAAGACUGCCGGAAAGAUGAAAGAAAAGGCUCCCAAAGGUGCUUCGAAGAACGCGCAAAGGGGUAAAGAAAAAACGCAAAAGAAGACCAAAGAAGCCGAACCCAGGGAUGCUAAGCCCAAAUCUAGAGUGAAGAAACCCGAAGUCAUCCCAGAACCUCCUAUUUUUGAGAAAGUGGUCACACGAUUAGGACAUGAAGAGGCUGAACAACGUAUGGCGCUGCGCGAAUUCCUUUGGCGGUUUAGACAGAUUUUAUCAAUUCCUGAACGUUCAUUACCGGCUCUUGACGACUUUGAUCGCCCUAUUACCGAGUCGAAUGUCAGGUUAAUAUCGGGAGCUCUGCUGGAUGUCAUCAAGGAUGAAUUAGAGGCGUCGAAGGAUGAGGACAAUGAGGAUUUGAAGGAGACAUUAUUCAAUUUCCGCGAAGAGCUGCGGUAUUACGCCGAUGUCCCCCGAUUCGCAUCCAUAUUCCAAAGCUUGAUUGAACCCCUCGGUCUUGAGCUCCCGCCGGCGCCAUUUGAUCGCAGAGCUGAGGCUAACGAGGCUGCUUUGCGGUCUCUCUUUGAUCUGGGGGAUGAUCAACCUGCGCCUGCAUGGGCAACCGAGCUUUCUGUCCCUUCUCGCCGAGGUGCUUCCCGGAUGCCUCAGCCAUCUGAAGUCGUUAGAAUGCUGCUAGCAUUGGUGGAACGAACCCUUACCACGCCAAAAAUCAAAAACAGUAUGGAGACAUUUGCCUUGGAGACGCAGGUGAGGAAAGAGCAUGCGAAUCUGUUGAAGAAGGAGCAGACGGCAUGGGAGAAACGGAAACAGAGACUGCAAGAAGAACGGCUCUUGUGUAAGACAGCGGCGGAGACCAAAGCCAAUGUUUCUCAGACUACGAAAGAGUCUCACGAACACAAUUUACGGGUAGCGCAGUACAAUACAAAUAUGCGCGCUGGGAUCAACCAAACGUCUCUGCGGUUCGAACCUUUGGGCACGGAUCUUGAUGGUCGCAUAUACUAUGCUUUGAGUCACCGUCCGGUUGACAACGAUAGCAAAGCUCCUAUUGGAUGGGGCACUGGCAUACUGAUUUGGGGACCUGCGGUUGCGGGCAAGGUAACCGAAGACGACAACUUGCCUCACUCAAUAGAGAGGUGGAGUCACUUUGGCAAGUCCAAAGACGUUAAGCCUCUUAUUAAAUGGUUGGAAUGGAGGUAUAAGAAGGCCGUUGAGUCUGCUAAGCCCAAUGGUACUGCAACGGCGACCCAUGAAGACGCGUCGCCCGACGAUACGUUAACUCAAUCCAUAAGUCAGCUUGCUAGCCAUGUGCGUUCGCAAAAGCAUGUUCGCCAUGAAAAAGAUGACGACGCAUCGAGCGCAUCUUCUGGACUUACGCCUCCUCCAACAUCCUCUCGAGAAGAAAUGAUGGCUCUUAUAAAUCCUCGUAAUUACACUCCAAGUGCCGAGACAUUGGAGGAUAGAGGCAAGAGCUUAACGAGCAGAUUGGGGGAUGUCGCGGAAUGGCUGGAAGUGUUGGAGUGGAAGGGUCUUGGGGAGCCUUAGACAGGAAGGCAUGUGCAAAUCAGCCAUGCAUCUGUAUAUGUUUUUGUAGAGUCGGUAGAGUCGUAGACGAGUGUAUGACUUCAUACGAAUGCAUGUCCUAUAGAUCGCCUG